AUGGCAGGAGACAAGUACGACAUGUCUGGCCAAGUGAUGCCUCAGUUCCGUCCAUGGUUCGAGGCAAAUCUUGGGGUUGAUAUCGACUACAAAACGCCAAGUCAGAAGAUUACCGACUUACAAAUCCCUCGCCCAGUGGAAAAUGAAGAAAUCUACGAUGAGCUGCAAAAAGCCAAUAUUUCCUUCACAAAUGCACCGCGCAUGCGACUUAUGCGAGCACACGGUCAUACGGUAAGAGAAGCAGACACUGAGUUUGGAUAA
This is a messenger RNA of Strongylus vulgaris, 261 nucleotides long. The record is from the annotation of a GenBank genome assembly. Lineage: Eukaryota; Metazoa; Nematoda; Chromadorea; Rhabditida; Strongylidae.